This is a messenger RNA of Helianthus annuus (common sunflower), 1594 nucleotides long. Its product is annotated as tubulin alpha chain. Gene Ontology annotation, cellular component: microtubule; cytoplasm. Lineage: Eukaryota; Viridiplantae; Streptophyta; Magnoliopsida; Asterales; Asteraceae. Gene Ontology annotation, biological process: microtubule cytoskeleton organization; mitotic cell cycle. The record is from RefSeq and is a predicted model, not a curated record. The transcript has 4 exons. The coding region runs from base 91 to 1443 and encodes 450 amino acids. Gene Ontology annotation, molecular function: structural constituent of cytoskeleton; GTP binding.
UUCUUCUUCAUCAUCAUUAUCCCUCUUCUUCUUCUUCCCCCACAGCUAACAGACGUCUUAGUAUACGUCUCCGUCAGCUAACAAUCGAAAAUGAGAGAGUGCAUUUCUGUUCACAUCGGUCAAGCCGGAAUCCAGGUCGGCAACUCAUGCUGGGAGCUCUACUGUCUCGAACACGGUCUUCUGCCUGAUGGACAAAUGCCUGGUGAUAAGACUGUUGGAGGCGGAGAUGAUGCUUUCAACACGUUUUUCAGUGAGACCGGUGCCGGAAAGCAUGUGCCGCGUGCGGUGUUUGUAGAUCUGGAACCUACUGUCAUUGAUGAGGUGAGAACUGGUACUUAUCGCCAGCUGUUUCAUCCUGAGCAGCUGAUUAGCGGUAAGGAAGAUGCUGCUAACAACUUUGCCAGAGGUCAUUACACAAUUGGCAAGGAGAUUGUGGAUUUGUGUCUGGAUCGGAUUAGGAAGCUUGCUGAUAACUGUACCGGUUUGCAAGGGUUUUUGGUGUUCCAUGCUGUAGGAGGUGGAACUGGUUCUGGUCUAGGGUCUCUGCUUCUAGAAAGGCUGUCUGUUGAUUAUGGAAAGAAAUCAAAACUCGGUUUCACUGUUUAUCCAUCGCCUCAGGUGUCUACGUCUGUUGUUGAGCCAUACAACUCUGUGCUUUCGACUCACUCGCUUCUCGAACACACUGAUGUUUCGGUCCUUCUUGAUAAUGAAGCUAUUUACGAUAUCUGUCGUAAGUCGCUUGAUAUCGAGAGGCCAACUUACACCAACCUGAACAGGCUUGUCUCACAGGUGAUUUCCUCUUUGACCGCAUCGCUUCGAUUCGAUGGUGCGCUGAACGUUGAUGUGAACGAGUUUCAGACCAAUCUGGUGCCAUACCCUAGGAUCCAUUUCAUGCUUUCAUCAUAUGCUCCUGUUAUCUCAUCUGAAAAAGCCUACCAUGAACAGCUAUCUGUUGCGGAGAUAACCAACAGUGCUUUUGAGCCAUCGUCUAUGAUGGCGAAAUGUGAUCCCCGCCACGGGAAAUACAUGUCGUGCUGUUUGAUGUACCGAGGUGACGUGGUUCCAAAAGAUGUGAAUGCAGCGGUUGCUACUAUCAAAACAAAGAGAACCAUUCAGUUUGUUGAUUGGUGUCCAACCGGGUUCAAGUGCGGUAUCAACUACCAGCCACCAACUGUUGUUCCAGGUGGUGAUUUGGCUAAUGUUCAGAGGGCAGUGUGCAUGAUUUCUAACUCGACCAGUGUUGCUGAGGUGUUUUCGAGAAUUGAUCACAAGUUUGAUUUGAUGUACGCGAAGAGGGCGUUUGUGCAUUGGUAUGUUGGUGAGGGUAUGGAGGAAGGUGAGUUUUCGGAGGCAAGAGAGGAUUUGGCUGCUCUUGAGAAGGAUUAUGAGGAGGUUGGGCUUGAGUCUUGUGAUAAUGAGGAAGAUGAUGGUGAAGAGUAUUAGUUCUUGAUUAGUAUUGUUAAGUCUGGUUUUAUGUUUUCCUAAUUGUUAGACCAAUGGGCUCAUUGGUUUUGAUCAAACAGAUGCUGUUACUUUUGUUCUGUUUGCUUUAGUUUACAUUUUGAAAUGCAAUGCAUAAUCUUCCUUUACUGAA